AUGACGAGCGAAGACGACCCGACGAGCAUCCCGAAGUCAUCGUACGUCGCGGUGCGUCUCCGGCCCAUCUCCGAGAAGGAGCUCCAAGAAGGCCAGCGGAGCUGCUGCCACGUUGCCAACGACCAGACCGUCGUCAUCGAGAAGGAGGCUGCGCGAGUCGGUUAUCUCAAGAGCCAGAAAGGGUCGUCCAACGAAUAUGCAUACGACAUUGCGUUCUCGGAAGAGGCUACGCAGGACGAAGUGUACGAGCGGACAGUCAAGAACAUCAUCCCGACAAUCCUGGACGGCUACAACGCGACCAUCUUUGCGUAUGGAGCGACAGGCGCUGGAAAGACGCACACGAUGAUGGGCUCUGAGCGCGAUGGACACUCGUUGGACGAGCUCACGGAGAACGACUUCGACGACGAUGGGCAGCCGGAAUCACUGCCUGUCGAUGGCAUCAUUCCGCAGUCGCUUUCUGAUAUAUUUCGACUGAUUCGUCUCCGCGAGAAAGAAGAGAAGAUUGUCCAGGAGACGGAGGGUCGCGCGUCCGAGUGGAUGGUCACCGUGUCGUAUUUGGAGGUCUACAACGAGACCAUCUGCGACCUUAUUGACCCAAAGGGUGUCAACCUGCAGCUGCGAGAGCACACGACCAUAGGCGCUGUUCAUGUGAGCGGCCUCGCGCACCGCCAAGUCCGAAGCGCUGUCGAGGUGCUCAACAUUCUUCGCCAGGGCAACAAGAACCGACGCACCGAGUCGACCGUUGCGAAUGCAGUGUCGUCGCGGUCGCACGCGGUGCUGCAAGUCACUGUCAAGCACAAGACCGUCGACCUCAUGCGGAAGAGCAGUCCCAACACCGAAAUGACAUGCGCCAAGUUAUCGCUCAUCGAUCUCGCGGGCUCCGAGCGAGCGUGCAAGACCGAAAACUCGGGUGCGCGCUUGACGGAAGGUGCCAACAUCAACAAGUCACUCUUGGCCCUCGCCAAUGCUAUCAACGCGCUCUCUUCGACGCCUGCGAUGCGUCGGCGUCGCGCAAAGUACCGCGACAGCAAGCUCACCCACUUGCUCAAAAGCUCGCUCGAAGGCGACUGCCGCUUGAUUAUGAUCGCAAAUAUCAACCCGUCGCACAAAUCGUUCGACGAGAGCCACAACACGCUCAAGUAUGCAAACCGCGCCAAAAACAUCAAAAUCCGCCCAAAAAUGCACGUUGUGACGGCGGCCAUGACGCACAUUCAGCGCGCGGAGAAGCUCGAGGAAGAGAACGCGUCCUUGCGCCGUGAGCUCGCCGAGGUGCGUACGAAGCGCAAGAGUAUCGACGCGGCGAUGUUCUCAAGCCAGCACUUGGCUGACGCCAAGCGUGCGAAGCUCAGCCUCAAGGCGGCCGACGCACCGCAGCUUCACUCACUUCACCGAACGAUCGAGAAGCUCGAGAACGAAAAGAAGGCAUUGCAAGACAAAGUUCAGGACAUGGAGAGGGAGCUAAGUCGCAUGCGCACGCUCCGUAUCCAGCCGACGACCCCGCGCCAGGCAACGACGCCUCGAGCGACCUCGACCCCGCGCCAAGCCAUGACCCCGCGCUCCAUCACCAAAGCUCCUCCAUCCAUCACCAAAGCUCCUCCAUCCGCCACCAAGGCCCCACCUUCGGUUACCAAGUCGGUGGCCACGCCUGCCAAGUCUCCGUCACGCAACCAAGCGCGCGAGGCAGCGCCCGCCAAGACCGCGCGUGGAGGGUCACUCUUGCCCCAACGCCGCCUGUCGUCUCAUCCGGUCGUGUUCCGCGCUGCGACACCAACGCCAGCGACGCCGGCGCGCAACGUCGGCCGCACGCGUCGCGAGAGCUUGAUUCCGCGCAUGUCGACCUCGUCCAAAGUGUUGUAG
Saprolegnia parasitica CBS 223.65 is the source of this 1857-nucleotide messenger RNA. RefSeq lists its product as hypothetical. The transcript has 12 exons. Gene Ontology annotation, biological process: microtubule-based movement; mitotic spindle organization. Lineage: Eukaryota; Oomycota; Saprolegniomycetes; Saprolegniales; Saprolegniaceae. The coding region runs from base 1 to 1857 and encodes 618 amino acids. The record is from RefSeq and is a predicted model, not a curated record. Gene Ontology annotation, molecular function: ATP binding; microtubule binding; microtubule motor activity.